Maniola jurtina (meadow brown) is the source of this 2831-nucleotide messenger RNA. It is a transcript of the gene Catl-like, whose product is annotated as procathepsin L-like. Lineage: Eukaryota; Metazoa; Arthropoda; Insecta; Lepidoptera; Nymphalidae. Gene Ontology annotation, molecular function: cysteine-type endopeptidase activity. The record is from RefSeq and is a predicted model, not a curated record. Bases 48 to 1697 code for a protein of 549 amino acids. Gene Ontology annotation, biological process: immune response. Gene Ontology annotation, cellular component: lysosome. The transcript has 14 exons.
UUUUGAAUAAUUCCGCCACACAGAAGUUAAAAUAUUGUGAAGCUACAAUGUUUUUGUUUAUGUUGAAAAUAUUACUCCUGCUCACCGUUGCAUCGGUAACAGGGAAAUCUGUUCAAUCUGAAGAACUUCCGGAAUUGAAGUGGCCUAAGAAAUACACUUUCGAGGCCACCAAAGUGUCCUUAACUUCUGCUCUGGUCGAGGAUAUCCAAUACUGGCGAAUCAGCAAAAAAUCUAGAGUAGACUACAACAGCGGUGCUGUCAAAUCGAUUAAAAUAAAGGGUAAAAGAAAGGCUAGUAGCGCUGCGUUUGGAGUACAAUAUGAUAUUCAUCCAGAAACAACAGAGGAAUAUCUGAACAAACUAAUUUGCACCAGGAAAAACGGAACACUAACUGAUCAAAUCAAACCCGAAAAUUUGUUGCCCCGUGCCACUGACUUCGAACAUGUUGGCAAAGACUUCCUAGAUAUUGGUGAAGUUCAAAAAUAUGUUAUUGAAGACGAAGAGGCGAAUACUAAAAAAUAUUUGUGGGCUUCCUUAAAGAAUUCGACUUGGGUUCCAGUGAGGAUAGAGGAUCUAGAAUUCAACAGUUGGCUGGAAACUUUAAAAAAACAUACUAUUUAUGAUAUUUACAAUUUUGAGACGGAGUUCGAUGAAAACGUAUUUGAUGUGGAUCAAUAUGAUUGCACGGGAGGAGCAGGAAUAAAAGAUUCCGAAGAAAACGACAUUGAUUUAUCAAUACUCGACCCUGAAAAUGAUGAUCAUGUCGAAGCCGCCUUCAAUAGAUUUAAGCAGGAGCAUAACAGAAAUUACGAUACCGAAGAGGAGCACGAAAUGCGAAAGAAUAUUUUCCAUAAAAAUCUGAGAAAAGUUCAGGCCCACAACAGCAUGAAUAGUGAUUACAAAAUGACCUUGAACAAAUUUUCCGACCGCACCCGAGAAGAGAAACAGAGAAGUACGGGACUUAUAAGGCGAAAGGCAGGAGAAGUAGGCACACAUGCAUUCCCGUAUGACGAGCAGAAAAUUUCUCAAUUAGUUGAAACCUUACCAGCAGACGUUGACCUAAGACUUCAAGGUUACGUGUCUCCUGUAAGAGAUCAAGAAGACUGUGGUUCGUGCUGGUCAUUUGGUACAACCAGUGCUGCCGAAGGAGCAUUAGCCCGCUCAAAUGGAGGCAGACUGCUAAGACUCGCUAACCAAGCUCUAGUUGACUGCGCUUGGGGAUUCGGCGCUGGUGGUUGUAAUGGUGGCAGCGACACAGCAGCUUACCACUGGAUGAUAAAGUACGGUCUUCCCACAGAAGAAGAAUAUGGCCCUUACAAAAAUAAAGAUGGUUACUGUGAAAUCGACAAUAUGACAACGAUCUACCCGAUCAAAGGAUUCACUGAUGUUACUCCAUUUAGCGUUGAAGCUCUAAAGAUAGCAGUAAUGAAUCAUGGCCCUCUGUCAGUAUCGAUUGAUGUAGGCUCCUCUGAGAGUUUAUACAAUUAUAACGGUGGCAUCUUCUACGACAAAGAUUGUACCACAACAAAAGUAGAUCACGAAGUUACGUUGGUUGGCUACGGGGAGAUCGAUGGUGACUCGUACUGGAUCAUCAAGAACUCAUGGGGCCGUGACUGGGGCAUCGAUGGCUACUUCCACAUCUCCACUCGUGAUAACGCUUGUGGAAUCGCCACUGAGCCUACUUACGUUGUAAUGUAAACCAUGAACUGAACUGAACAAAGAUGAGAUGAAGAUGAUGAAAAGAAAAAUGGAGAGGUGAACACAUCAACUGUAAUUUCCUUUCCUAAGAUUUUUUUUUUUAAUUUUUCACCCCAUAUGGUUUCCUAAUAAAAAAAUAAAAACCACUGAAAAUGUGCACAUUAUGGCAGAGAGCAUCAGUCACACCAGAAAUACACGUUUUGCCAGAUAUUUUAUAACAUUUAAAGACUAGUUUCUUACAAUUAGUAAUAUUACCAAAAACAGAUGUAUAUAAAUUUCUUUUUCAUUUUUAUCAUUUUAAUUAUUUGCUUAGUUUGCAAUUUGUCUGAUGGGCUUACUGAAUCGUAUUUUAAAUAUUGUGAACGUCGUUAUUAUUAAAUUAAUUUUUGACAUUUCGUCCCUAAAAAUCAGUGCAAUAUUCAAUUUUGUUUUUUUUUUUUAAUUAAUUAAAUAGUAGGUAAUAAUUUUUGUUUUAAUAUUUGAAUUCGUAAAUUGUGGCAGUGGCUUCCUAAUAAACUUGCCUUACUUUAAAUGUAAGGAAUCAGACUGAUCUUUGAACGUUUAUUAUUUUUAUGUACGAGUAUGUGAAAAGGACGAAGCCACGCUAUACUACGUUUCAUAUUUUCUUUUUAUUUUCAUUGCAAGGUACAAGGUGCAAACCUUGUUAAGCUGUUGUUCUUGUUCACUAUUCAAGUUUAUUCUAUUAAUAGAGUUUUUACCUUUUAUAUUCACCUUCCGACCGAUUUUUAUUAUUGUAACCGUUUUUCUUAAAUCAAUUGCUUUUUACACAAGCAGUGAAUAAAUAUAGCAAGAAAAUGAUUCAGAAGGCAUAUCAUAAUAUAUCAAAAUAGGACAUGAUAGUAUAUCCAUAAAUAAUGCAAAUUAUUUGUAGAAAAACUAGGUAAUAUUAUGAGAUUAAGUUAUACUCAUAAAAUUGGUGAAGAUGCCAAAUUAUGUAGCUGCCAAAAGUACCUAAAGGAAACACAAUUUGAUUAUCAUCUCUCCAUUGACAUUGUGGCUUUACUGAUGAUGUAUGUUGUAUAAUUUUAGUAUUACGUAUUUAUAAGUAGCAUAAGAUUACACGUGGAACUUAUUUUUUGGGAUUAUUUACGCUAGUAAUAAAAGUACCUAUUA